Klebsormidium nitens is the source of this 1486-nucleotide messenger RNA. Lineage: Eukaryota; Viridiplantae; Streptophyta; Klebsormidiophyceae; Klebsormidiales; Klebsormidiaceae. The record is from the annotation of a GenBank genome assembly.
GCAAGAGAAGUAGCUUGACCAACCUAGGACUAAAGGUUGAAAUGCCCUAUCACCUGCUCAGCUGAAUGUUUUUUGAGACCAGUGAUGCUGCCUCUUACAGAACGCAUUGCAGCGCUUGUGAGCCAAAGGCUUUGAGAGACAUUCUGCAUGCUUCCCAGCUCUGUAAGGAAAGAGCAGAAUUGCUGGGGCACGCCAUUGAAGAGGUUUCUUGUCUGCAGACAAAUUGAUGCUGACUUCAGCGAAGAGAAUCUCACAUGGCCGAUCUACCCGGCACAAGCCGUCCCUCAACAUCGGGCUCACAAGAAGAACAACAGUUUGCGCUUCAAGCUCCGGGGCCUGGGGCGCUUGUUGUAAGGGAUGAGCUGUGGGAAGGGGAUCAGUCCCCACCCCGUUCCAUGGGGACUGGGGGGCUCCUUGUAACAAGGGUGGCGCCUGCUGAUGCUGACGUCAUCGGGAUACUGACGUACAACGUGUGGUUCAACGAGGAGUGCCAGGUGGAGGCGCGCAUGGCGGCCGUCGGUGACGUCAUCCUGCGUCACCGGCCCCACGUGGUACUUUUCCAAGAGGUCACGCCGCGCAUCUACUCCCUCCUCUCCUCCGCCCGUUGGUGUCGCGACUUGGGCUUUGUUUGCUCGCUCACGGAGGCGGAGGCGACCAGGCCCUACUUCAGCAUGCUGGUGACGCGGCUGCCGUGCCGGGCGGUCCGGCACGAGCCGUUCGCCGAGACGUCAAUGGACCGGGAGCUCGUCACAGCGGUGGUCGAGACCGGGGGAGACGGACCGCUGCUGACGGUAGCGACCGCCCACCUGGAGAGUCCGAUGAGCUUCCAGCGGCCGUACAUUGGACCUCGGAACACGCAGGCUCGCGAGGUGUUCGAGAAACUGGGUUCCUUGCCUAACUGCGUGUUUGGCGGCGACAUGAAUUGGAAUGAGCGACGAGACGGCCGGGUCCCCCUCCCCCCGCUCUGGUUCGACGCGUGGCUCGUCCUCCACCCCAUAGAAAAGUAUCUCAAGCCAGGUUACACCUACGACGGUCGCACCAACGGCAUGAUCGGGGGCGCCCUGCAAGGCCGGCUGGACCGCUUCUGGUGUCGCCUGCAAGACUUCGACGCCGAAAGCAUCGAAAUGGUCGGGACCGAGCCGAUUCCGGGGCUUCGGUGCGACCGGGAGUUUCGAAAUGGGGACGGGUUUAGGAGGGUAUCGUUACCUGUGUUUCCCAGCGAUCACUACGGGUUGCUUAUAAGAAUACGAAGGAAAAGGAACGGUUCGGGAGGGGAGAGGCAGGAGGAGAAUCCAGGGAAGGACAUUGUGUUGAUCUGAUGAAUGCUGUUCAGCGUUCCUGGUUGAUGUGGCGACCCUACAGCUGGCUUUAAGGCCGUCAAUUUUAUAAACCAGGCCAUUGAAGCAGCUAGACCUUAACAUUAUCAACGGUAUGCAGCUUGUAUACUGGAAAGUCGAAUGAUUUGAAUUCUGCCAUCUCGCUAUAC